AUGCCCGCGGGCAUGUCCUGGCCUAGUUAUCUGAAAAUGGCAGCGGCCAGCCUCCUGGCCAUGUGUGCCAGUGCCCAAGUGGUGCACAGUUACUACCGGCCCCACCUGACAAGACCUGAAAGUCCACCAAAGCCUGGAGAACUCAAAACAGAGCUCUUGGGACUAAAAGAGAGACAACACAAACCUCAGGUCGCAGAGCAAUAAAAACUGUGGAA
Messenger RNA from Perognathus longimembris pacificus (Pacific pocket mouse), 215 nucleotides. RefSeq names its product protein BRAWNIN-like. The coding region runs from base 1 to 204 and encodes 67 amino acids. Gene Ontology annotation, biological process: mitochondrial respiratory chain complex III assembly. Gene Ontology annotation, cellular component: mitochondrion. The transcript has a single exon. Lineage: Eukaryota; Metazoa; Chordata; Mammalia; Rodentia; Heteromyidae. The record is from RefSeq and is a predicted model, not a curated record.